CGUGUGUAUGUGUGUUUGUUUAUUGUUUAUUGUAUGUAUUGUUGUAUUGUUGCUGCUCCUCCACAUGUGAAGUUCCUAACGGAAAAAUAAAGUUAUUUGAAUUGGAUCAUCGCGCACUAAUUUUCUUCCUCCUGAUUAGAAUGAUAAGUGGAGGAGGUGCAGCAUCAGUCCAUCACUAGUCCCAGCGGUCCCUCCCUCCACCUCCAGCAGCUUUAUAAGGCUGCAGCGCUGCGGCCGUCUGUCACUCCACCGCCACUAUCUCACAGCGUUUGUUCCGGCUGCUUUGGAUUAUACCUGCAGUUUUUACACAAGGGACAAGAUCUACUUUAAAAGAAAAGAAUAUUUCGGAAGGAUUUGUCCAGGAGAAGAGGUGGAAGAUGGAUUCCGGCUGCUCGGUGGUCAGGCAGCCGUCCCCCCGCACAGUGAGCCGCAGCCCGGACACACACGGCAGCCAGACUUCACUGUGGAGACCGUGGUUAUCCAGCGGCAGGGAUGGACCGAAGCGGUGCCCACAGAGCAAGCUGUCCUGUCCUUCCUCCAGACCCAAAGUGCCAGGCUGCUUCCUGUCAGAUGGGAAACUUCAGGCCUUGCAGCACCCUGUCAGGCUGUUCUGGCCCAAAUCCAAGUCAUUUGACUAUCUGUUCAGUGAUGGAGAGGCUUUGCUGAGGAACUUCCCGACUCAGGCAACCAUCAGCUUUUAUGAUGACUCUGACAGUGAAGAUGAGGAAGAGGAGGAUGAAGACUCCGAGGAGUGCCUAAAACAGCAUCAUUUCACCUGCUACAACUGAGUGACGGGAGCAUCUCUGUC
Molecule: messenger RNA, 808 nt
Organism: Centropristis striata (black sea bass)
Lineage: Eukaryota; Metazoa; Chordata; Actinopteri; Perciformes; Serranidae
Gene: ripply1
Product: ripply transcriptional repressor 1
Exons: 4
Coding region: 378-788 (136 amino acids)
Biological process (GO): embryonic pattern specification; negative regulation of transcription by RNA polymerase II
Cellular component (GO): nucleus
Source: RefSeq, a predicted model, not a curated record